This is a messenger RNA of Aaosphaeria arxii CBS 175.79, 840 nucleotides long. RefSeq names its product epsilon subunit of F1F0-ATP synthase N-terminal domain-containing protein. Gene Ontology annotation, biological process: proton motive force-driven ATP synthesis. Bases 41 to 538 code for a protein of 165 amino acids. The transcript has 6 exons. NCBI's taxonomy places the organism in Eukaryota, Fungi, Ascomycota, Dothideomycetes, Pleosporales. The record is from RefSeq and is a predicted model, not a curated record. Gene Ontology annotation, molecular function: proton-transporting ATP synthase activity, rotational mechanism.
GCAGUCAAGCCAUUGCAUCCUCUACAACCCUCAAUUCAUCAUGAGCUCCCUUCGCAUCGCCAGAGCCGCCCUCCGCGUCAGGCCCACUACUGCCCUCCGCCCCAUCCAGCGAAGGGGAUACGCCGACGUCGCCUCAGACAACAUCAAGCUCUCCCUCACUCUUCCUCACCAGGCCAUCUACAAGUCGCAAGAUGUUGUCCAGGUCAACCUUGCCGCCGAGACUGGAGAUAUGGGUGUUUUGGCCAACCACGUCCCCUCAAUCGAACAGUUGAAGCCCGGUCUCAUUGAAAUCAUCGAGGAGAGUGGCGGCAGCAAGCAGUUCUUCCUUUCUGGUGGAUUUGCCGUCGUACAGCCCAACUCCCAUCUCAGCAUCAACGCUGUUGAGGGUUUCCCCUUGGAGGACUUCAGCGCCGACGCCGUCCGAAACCAGAUCGCAGAGGCUCAGAAGAUUGCCAGCGGAAACGGCAGUGAGCAGGAUGUUGCUGAGGCCAAGAUUGAGCUCGAGGUUUUGGAGACCCUCCAGGCCGCAUUGAAAUAAGCGCGUGUAAAUAGCUUUUCUUUGGCAUUGCGUGAUGUGUACACUAGGAGAAGCGGACAGGCGACUGCCCACUACAGACACAAGAUAGAAGGCGCUCUCUGGCCGUAAAACACUUACAUCCAAAAACCUACUUCCACCCAUCCAAACACUAUCUUCUACUCGAGUCGCACAUUGACUAUUGCGACCACAACAUUCUCGUUCACGCCCUAUGUACCCUUAUUUUUUCCUAUUGUUUUAACACUUUGACAUCUGUUUAGCUCUUCUAUUCGAACGCUGCCAUACUCGACCCUCGCAACAGCACC